Messenger RNA from Gastrolobium bilobum, 684 nucleotides. RefSeq names its product NDR1/HIN1-like protein 12. The record is from RefSeq and is a predicted model, not a curated record. Gene Ontology annotation, biological process: defense response to other organism. The coding region runs from base 1 to 684 and encodes 227 amino acids. Lineage: Eukaryota; Viridiplantae; Streptophyta; Magnoliopsida; Fabales; Fabaceae. The transcript has a single exon.
AUGGCAGAACAGCAAUCACAUGUUCAAGAAGACCCAACCCAUCGCCAACAUCAUCAUCAUCAUUUUCCUUACAAAAGGACCCAACAAGGUUUGACUUCUCGCUAUAGACCCAAUGCUCCAAAACGUGAACAUUGCAUAUGCAUCACAAUCUUCAUCCUUUUACUUGGCAUCAUAAUCCUCAUCCUCUGGCUCGCCUACCAUCCCUCUAAACCCCGGUUCUCGGUGACCAGCGCCGCCAUCUACGGCCUCAACGCCACCACCCCGCCACUCAUGUCCAUCGCCAUGCAAUUCACCAUCCUCAUUACCAACCCAAACAAGCGUGUCUCAAUUUACUUUGACAGGCUCUCUGCUUUAGUGUCUUAUAGAAACCAACCCAUCACACCACAUGUUAUGCUGCCACCACUCUACCUAGAGAAGCACAGCACCGUGUCGUUGUCGCCGGAGAUAGGAGGCACGCCGGUGCCGGUGUCGGAGGAGGUGUCAAACGGGUUAGUAAUGGACGAGAUGAAUGGAGUGGUGGCUCUGAAACUUGUCUUUCUUGGAAGGUUGAAGUGGGAGAGUGGUGACAUAAAAUCAGCACAUUAUGGGUUGUACGUGAAGUGUGACCUAUUGGUGGGUUUGAGGAAAGAUUUUGUGGGUCAAGUUCCUCUGCUAGGAGCUCCACUUUGUGAUGCUGAUACAUGA